Eptesicus fuscus (big brown bat) is the source of this 2121-nucleotide messenger RNA. Its product is annotated as protein FAM200C-like. The record is from RefSeq and is a predicted model, not a curated record. Lineage: Eukaryota; Metazoa; Chordata; Mammalia; Chiroptera; Vespertilionidae.
AUGAAGGCAGUCAUUCUUGGAAGAGGAUGCAUCAUCAGUUCAGGGCAACAGUUCCACCAGCACAGAAUAAAGAGUGUCUUUGUUCCUUAUUCCAGCCCACCCUGUCCAGAGAAGUUAAGGUUAACUGAUACAAAAGGCCUCCUGAUGGACACCCCACAUCCCAAUAGCAGUAUUGUAGAAGAUGAUUUGGGUCUAAAGACCAGUCACACAUGUGUAGAGAGCAGCUACUGUGUAGAGAGCAGCUGCUGUGUUGAAAGCAGCUACUCUGUUAAAAGCAGCUACAGUGUUGAAAACAGCAGUAUUGGAGCAAACCAUCCCAUGACAAUGGAUCAUGUAGAGAAGAACGUUAAGAAAAGAAAAUAUAGUGAGGAUUUUUUACAGUAUGGUUUUACCUCAAUAAUUACAGCAGGAAUUCAGAAACCGCAAUGUGUUAUUUGUUGUGAAGUUCUAUCAGCUGAAUCUAUGAAGCCGAACAAACUAAAAUGCCAUUUUGAUAGCAAGCAUCCGAGCUUUGCCGGCAAGGAUACCAACUAUUUUAGAAGCAAAGCUGAUGGACUCAAGAAAGCCAGACUUGACACUGGUGGCAAGUACCACAAACAAAACAUAGUAGCCGUUGGAGCUUCAUAUUUGGUGGCACUCAGAAUUGCCAGAGCUAUGAAACCUCACACCAUUGCUGAGGAUUUACUGUUGCCAGUGGCCAAAGACAUUGUUUAAGUUAUGAUCAGAGACGAAUUGGUUAGGAAAUUGAGUGUAAUUUCCUUAUCUAACGACACUGUCUGCAGAAGAAUAGAUGACAUGUCUGCUGAUAUUCUUGAUCAGGUAAUCCAGGAAAUUAAAUCUGCUCCACUUCCAAUAUUUAGUAUCCAGCUUGAUGAAUCUACAGAUGUUGCAAACUGUUCACAGUUACUGGUUUACGUGAGGUAUAUUAAUGAUGGCGACUUUAAAGAUGAGUUUCUUUUUUGCAAACCUCUUGAAACGACAACUACUGCACGUGAUGUAUUUGACACAGUUGGUUCAUUUCUGAAAGAGCAUACGAUCUCUUGGGAAAAGGUUUGUGGUGUUUGCACAGAUGGUGCUCCAGCUAUGCUAGGAUGUCGAUCUGGAUUUCAACGUUUGGUACUGAAUGAGUCACCAAAAGUCAUCGGAACUCACUGUAUGAUUCAUCAGCAAAUAUUAGCAACGAAGACGCUGCCACAAGAAUUACAAGAAGUAAUGAAAAGCGUCAUAAGUUCUGUCAAUUUUGUAAAGGCAAGCACUUUAAACAGUCGACUGUCUUCGCAACUGUGCAACGAGUUGGAUGUGCCGAACAAUGCUCUGCUAUUUCACACUGAAGUGAGAUGGUUGUCAAGAGGAAAAGUUUUAAAACGUGUUUUUGAGCUUCGUGAUGAAUUCAAAACAAUUUUUAAUCAGAAAGCAAGACCGCAGUUCGAAGCACUUUUCAGCGAUAAAAGUGAACUGCAGAAAAUAGUUCCAUACUUGGUUGACAUCAUCUUGAAUGAGUUAAAUUUAUCACUGCAAGGACCAAAUGCAACAUGCCUCGAUUUGUCUGAAAAGAUCCGAUCAUUGCAAAUGAAACUUCAUCUUUGGCAAGAAAAAUUGGAUGAAAAUAAAAUUUACAUGUUGCUUACCUUAUCUGCUUUCUUUGAGGAACAUGACAUUGAACCAGACAAAAGGAUUACGAUGAUAAUUUCUGUGAAAGGACACUUGCACAUGCUUGCAGACGAAAUUUCAUCAUACUUUCCAAAUCCACCUGACACUCCAUUUGCUGCCAGAAGCCCAUUCACAGUCAAAGUUGAAGAUGUUCCUGAGACAGCACAAGAGGAGUUCAUUGAACUUAUUAACAGCGAUGAAGCAAGAACUGAUUUCUCUACAAUGCCAGUUACAAAAUUCUGGAUCAAGUGUUUGCAGUCAUAUCCUGUUCUGUCUGAGACUGUGUUGCGCCUUCUUCUUCCAUUUCCAACAACAUAUAUUUGUGAAACAGGGUUUUCCAGCUUGUUGGUUAUCAAGUCUAAAUACAGAAGUAGACUUGUUGUGGAAGAUGAUCUUCGUUGGGCUCUUGCAAAGACUGCCCCGAGAAUUUCUGAUCUGGUGAGAAAGAAGCAAUCUCAACCUUCACACUGA